Molecule: messenger RNA, 933 nt
Organism: Solanum stenotomum
Lineage: Eukaryota; Viridiplantae; Streptophyta; Magnoliopsida; Solanales; Solanaceae
Exons: 2
Coding region: 1-933 (310 amino acids)
Source: RefSeq, a predicted model, not a curated record
AUGCCUGCUGGUUAUCAACCUCCUAAAUUUCAACAAUUUGAGGGUAGAGGAAAUAUGAAGCAACAUGUUGCACGCUUUGUGGAGACAUGUAAUAAUGCUGGAAGAUAUGGAGACUAUCUUGUCAAGCAGUUUGUCCGGUCUCUAAAAGGAAAUGCCUUUGAUUGGUACACGGAUCUUGAGCCCAAUUCUAUUGAUAGUUGGGAGCAACUAGAGCACGAGUUUCUCAAUCGAUUCUAUAGCACGAGGCAUACUGGAAUAAAACCAAAAUCCUUUGAAGAUCUAGCUACUCGCGCUCAUGAUAUGGAGUUGAGCAUGUCUUCUGCCGGAAAGGAUAUGAUGUUUGUCCAUGACCCUCGCAAAGGAAGAGACAAGCAGGAACAUAAGAGAUGGAGCAAAUUUGUGCCCAAGAACGACAACAAAGAGUCAAUGAAUGUUAAUGUGUCGCCUGUGAAGUUCAUUACGAAGGAAGGGAAGAAGCAAAGUGUGAGAACGAAUUUCCAAGCACGUUCAGACCAAAAAUUGAUCCUAAGGGAAAUGCAAGAAAAGGAAUGCCCCUUCUUGGAAUCUGACGUUUCUGAUAUUUUUGAUGAGUUGCUUGAAUUAAAGCACAUUGAGUUGCCAGAGAUGAAGCGACCUAAUGAAGCUGAUGACCCAAAUUAUUGUAAGUAUCAUAGACUUGUGAGUCAUCCUCUUGAAAAAUGUUUGGUCUUCAAGGAUAGGGUGAUGCGAUUGGUUAGAGAAAAGAAGAUUGUCCUUGAGGAUGAGAAAGCUAGUUCUAAUCAAAUCUCCAUCACAUUCGGCUCGCUCGAUCCGGUCCAAAUGUGUAUCGCAGAAAAGCAUGAAGAAGAGUCAUUGGAGCUAGACAAAUCUCAAGUUGAUAUAGAUGGUGAUGAAGGCUGGAUUCUUAUGACUAGGCGAAGACGCAACAAGUAA